Molecule: messenger RNA, 2504 nt
Organism: Xiphophorus maculatus (southern platyfish)
Lineage: Eukaryota; Metazoa; Chordata; Actinopteri; Cyprinodontiformes; Poeciliidae
Product: GRAM domain-containing protein 2B-like
Exons: 14
Coding region: 262-1458 (398 amino acids)
Source: RefSeq, a predicted model, not a curated record
AUUCAGAAAUCCAAGAUGUCAAAAAACUUUCCUGCAAACGCUUGGGGAUACUCUCCGUAUUACUUUUAAAGUGUCUUAUGUCAGCCCUAGUGGUGGCGCCCUCUAGGGUCCAAUUUACGUGCAGGACCAAAACAAAAAAAAAAAAAAAAGGGGGCUUGUCUUUAUUAAUGCCUCCUGGCUACAUGUUCAGUUAACCAGCAAAACAACAACCGCAGCAGAGGGAGGAGGAAGAAGAGGGAAACGAGUUAAAACCUGCAGCAGAUGACGUCCUCAGAGGGGAACAAUGAGGAGGAGAGGAGGCAGAAGAGGCGUGGACUGGCACCGGCAGACCUCCAGCUGCUGCUGGACUCCGAGUCAGAGCCGUCAGAGAGCAGGAAGAAACCAGCCAGCAUCAGCAGACAGAAACCCGUGGAGCCGCCGUCACCAAUGCUGAGCCUGAGCGACUUUGAAACCAAGUUUGACCGGAAGAAAUCCCAGACCAACCAGUUGUCAAAGACGAACGCACAUUACCACAAGUUAUUCAAGGUGGUCAGCAAAGAUGAGCUGCUCAAACAGAGUUACACCUGCGCCCUGCAGAGAGACAUGUUGUAUCAGGGCAAAAUGUUCGUCUCGCAAAACUGGAUCUGCUUCCACUCCAAAGUCUUUGGCAAAGAUAUCAAGAUUUCCAUCCCAGUGAUGUCGGUGAAACUUAUAAAAAAAACUAAGACUGCGUUAUUGGUGCCAAACGCUCUUGUAAUUGGAACUACAGACAUAGAUCAUGUCUUUGUAUCGUUUCUCUCUCGAAACAACACCUUUAAAUUUCUGAAAUCCAUCUGCCCUCAUCUGGAGGUGGAUAAGAUAAGUAGCAGCCCUGUAGCUUCCUCCUGUGAAAACAGCUUCAGAGCUAGCUGCCCCACGUCGCUUCCUCUGGACUUUACUGGAGACUUCUCCGACCUGGAUGGAGUUGUGCACCAGAGGCGGCAGGACAUGAUGGAGAGCAGCAGCUCUGGGUCGCAGACUCCAGAUUAUGAUAAAAUAAGCGACUUCAGCAGCCUCCCAGACACAUUUCUGAGUGCAGCAAAGACCAGAGAGGUUUCGGUCCACGCAGACAUUCACCUCCAGAACCCGAGCCAAAAGCACGGAGCCGCGCUCAAAAAUGGCCAAAGCAAGCCGCCACAUGGACUUACACCAAAAGACUCGUCCUCGCAGCCAAAGUCCUUACACGUCAUCCUCUUCAUCUAUCUGUUUUUAGUCAGCGUUCUUGUCUUGUCCUCUUGCUACAUGGCCUUCAAGAUUGUGGCUCUUGAGCACCGCCUGAACUCCUUGCUGUCGAUGGGGGAACUCGUUGAUAACGAAAAUGCUGGGAGCCAGAGGUCGCAGGUCGAAGUGAACGCGGAGAUCUACGGGGAGCUUUCCACUAACCUGUUCAAGUUAGAGAAGAUUCAAAGGAACCUCAGGAAGCUCCUGGAGGAGACCUAAAGGAAGACCUGCGUCUGUGUUUCUGUCCAGACGGAGGCUUGGCUGGUAAUUGGAGAGGUGGUGGGAGCUUUGCGGCACAUUUGGUGGCUCAGUUGCAAAAGCCUGGACAACUCACACGCCGAGAGCUCGGUCUUAAAAAGCUGUGUGAACAUUUGCUGUGCAAUAAUAGCCUCUCUCUGUGUUUCCCUCAGGACUUUUCUGUCUCGCGUUUCAAACAAAGCAGUGCUGCAGCUUCACGGCAGCAUAUUUUAUGUACUGUAUUUUAGCUUGCAAUGUCAUGACAAUGGUAGUUUUUUUUGUUGUUUUUUUUUUAACACACUCUCACACUUAUAUAUCUACGUAUAUAAGUAUGACCAUGAAGGUUAGGUUCAAAAGUGCAAUUGUCAGUGUUUGGAAACGUUCCUUAAUAGGUCAAAGGUCAAAUAGUGCUCUCUUUCUCUUAGAAGUGAAAUGCCAAUAGAUUCUGUUUACGUCCUGCGUAUAAAUCACUCAGCUGGAGAUGUUUGCACAAUAUAGUCAAGUACUUUCUUAAGGUGAAGAAAAAGUCCAUAGUGCUUUUGUAAAUAUUUGCUCUAACUCACGUGAGUGGUAUGUUUAGAAACAAAAUAAAAAAUUAAUAAUGACAUUAUAUUAGGUCUAUUUAUCAUAGAUGUUUCGCUAGAAGAGUUGACUUACUUUGAUAAUCAGAUGCUUUGAUUUUGUAAUCGGAUAAAUUAUGUUCACAAGAAUAAACUUUCGUUUCACUAAAACUUGAAGACCGUUGUUUAGACCGCAGACAUUUUGCGUUCAUUUUGCAGUGCUGGUAUCAGUUUUCUAGAUUAUUGGGUUCCCCCCGCCCCUCCAGAAUCAGCUGAACAGGAUCGUUUCUCGCCGGCAGACGGCGGGUUACAUUAGGUUGGUGACAGUCGGCAGACGGCGGUCAAAUGAACGCAUGUGCACGCGGAGUAUCCCGAUAACAGGACUGUCAGGUCGAAUGCCCGCUGGUAAUUCAACAUGUAAAGUAUGUCUUUUUAAAAGAUUUGAUGGAACUAGAAAAAAAAAAAAAA